Messenger RNA from Trypanosoma cruzi, 678 nucleotides. RefSeq lists its product as uncharacterized. The coding region runs from base 1 to 678 and encodes 225 amino acids. Lineage: Eukaryota; Euglenozoa; Kinetoplastea; Trypanosomatida; Trypanosomatidae. The record is from RefSeq and is a predicted model, not a curated record. Gene Ontology annotation, biological process: cytoplasmic translation. The transcript has a single exon. Gene Ontology annotation, molecular function: mRNA binding. Gene Ontology annotation, cellular component: cytosol.
AUGGGAAAGAAGGCGGAACAGAAGAAGAAGGAUAAGAUCGUCGAGGACAAGACGUUUGGACUCAAAAACAAGAACCGCAGUGCGAAGGUGCAGUCUUACAUCCAGUCCGUUUCCAAGAAUGUGAACCAAGGCAAUCCGAAUGAGCGAAAGCGCACUGAGGAGCUCGAGGCUAAACGACGGGCUCGUGAAGAGAAAAAGGCCUUUGAGGCGGAAAUGGCAAAACUCUUUAGGGACGUAGGGAAGGCGAGCAAACCAGCCACACACCAGCCGCCUGAAGGCGACGGCGAUCACGAGGCAGGGGAGGUGGACAAGAACCUCGGUUGUGCCCCCGAGGACUACCUGUUCCAGCCGGAGGACUUUGAUGAGGUGCGGUACGAUGAACGCCGAUUAGAGGAGCAGCUGGAGGCGGAGCGCGAGGCACUGAAGGAUCGCACCGACCUAACACCCGUGACGGAGGAGAGUUUUCAGGCAUGGAAGGCGAUGAAGCGGGCGCAGGCGGCCGAAUUGGAGUUGGCGCGGGUGCGCAAGGCGAAGGCAGGGGAAGGCAAACUGCGCGGAUGGGACUUGUGGCAGAUGGACAAGGAACUCUUCGUGGACGACGAUGACGCAGACGAGCAGUACGAGCGGGAGGAAAGUCCGGAUGACGAAGAGGACGAAGCGGCAUAUGACCUUUCGUGA